AUGAUGACCAAACCCUAUGGGAAGCCAGGUGAUGUGACUGAGCUGGUCAGCUCCCUGGGCUGGAUGGAGGAAGACCUGAGUUCUCAGGAUGGGGACCGGACCCCUGAGAUUGGGGGCCGAUACAGGAUCAGUGGGGGCAGCCGCAGUCCCAUGGAGCUUGGCAGCGAGGACAUGGAGGAAGAGGAGGAAGAUGAAGAGGAGGAAGCUGGACUGGAUGGAGAGAAGGCGCCCAAGCGGAGGGGUCCCAAGAAGAAGAAGAUGACCAAAGCUAGGCUGGAGCGUUUCCGCGCCCGUCGCAUCAAAGCCAACGCCAGGGAACGCUCACGGAUGCACGGUCUCAAUGACGCCCUGGACAACCUCCGAAGGGUUAUGCCCUGUUAUUCCAAGACUCAGAAACUGUCCAAAAUCGAGACACUGCGGCUGGCCCGCAACUACAUCUGGGCACUGUCUGAGGUCCUGGAAAGCGGUCAGUCUCCGGAGAGCCACGGAUUUGUGGAGAUGCUCUGCAAAGGUCUCUCACAGCCCACCAGUAACCUGGUGGCUGGUUGUCUCCAGCUUGGCUCCUCCCCCAUGCUGCUUAACAAGAUGGACGAGAAGUGCGGUGGCCCGGGUACAGGGGUGGUGGGUGGGCAGCAGGCUCAUCCUCUCAGCUACCCCUCCCCAGGGCUGCCCAGUCCUCCUUAUGGCUCCCUAGAGGCUUCACACCUGCUGCACCUGAAGGGUCUCAAGGGGACGACGUAUGAAAACCCGUCGCCCAACGAGUGCAGUAACGGCACUCCGCCUUAUGACGGUCCCCUGACGCCACCGCUCAGCAUCAGUGGUAACUUCGCUCUCAAACCGGAGCCCUCACCACAUGAUACAGAGAGGAACUUUACGCCGCACUCUGCCCUCACCGCCCACUACCUGUCCUCACACCACUACCCGCCCUCGUCCAUGGGAGGCCUGCAAGGCCCCCAGAGCCACACACUUUUUCCAGCCUCUCGCUAUGAACUGCCCCUGGACAUGGCCUUUGAGUCCUUCACUCCGUCCCACUUAGUAACUUCACAAAUGGGCACCAUUUACAGCGAGUGA
Molecule: messenger RNA, 1071 nt
Organism: Chanos chanos (milkfish)
Lineage: Eukaryota; Metazoa; Chordata; Actinopteri; Gonorynchiformes; Chanidae
Gene: neurod4
Product: neuronal differentiation 4
Exons: 1
Coding region: 1-1071 (356 amino acids)
Biological process (GO): nervous system development; camera-type eye development; axon development
Cellular component (GO): nucleus
Molecular function (GO): DNA-binding transcription factor activity, RNA polymerase II-specific; E-box binding; protein dimerization activity
Source: RefSeq, a predicted model, not a curated record